Molecule: messenger RNA, 264 nt
Organism: Heterobasidion irregulare TC 32-1
Lineage: Eukaryota; Fungi; Basidiomycota; Agaricomycetes; Russulales; Bondarzewiaceae
Exons: 2
Molecular function (GO): nucleic acid binding
Source: RefSeq, a predicted model, not a curated record
UAUCACCACCGAGUUGCACGUCACAAGCCCUUCCUAUCACCAGCGGCUGUCCGGAAACGUCUCAUUUGGGUAAAGGAGAAUAUGACAAGGGAUUGGAAUGAGGUUAUCUGGACUGAUGAGGCAAAAUUACCAGGUGAAGAAUUUCUUCCCGAGAACAUACAGCCAACCUUCAAGAGUGGUCGCAAAUCCAUCAUGGUAUGGGGGUGUAUUGCAUAUGGUGUGAAAGGUUCACUGAUCAAGCUGGGGUUCCCACCUGCAACCAUG